Molecule: messenger RNA, 1552 nt
Organism: Chara braunii
Lineage: Eukaryota; Viridiplantae; Streptophyta; Charophyceae; Charales; Characeae
Source: the annotation of a GenBank genome assembly
AGGGGCCACCCGCAGCUAUAUUAGCAAGAAAGCGCUGCAAAAGUUGAAGCUGGGACUUAAAGUCCAAAAGCUAGCAGACCCUAUAGUCAGUAUCCUCGCGGACAAUCGUACUAUGGUUGUAGAGGAGUACAUAGUGGGAGUCCAGGCAUACUUCCGCCUAGAGAAGGAUGGGAAAGUGGAGAAGGUUCUCCACUCCCUGACUCUCUUCGUAGAAGACAGCCUCCCAUUUGAUAUCGUCCUGGGAAUGGAUUGGGGAGAGGCAGUCGGGGCCACGCUCCAUUUGAAGGAGCAUGAGUGUAGGCUCCCUAGCUCUUCAGGCGAGGCUAAGACUGCCCGCCUCCAUGUGUCAGGAGUAGAGAAUCCCUUGGCACACUGUUGCCUUAGUGCGCCUGCAUUGGCCAGAUUAGUGAAGAAGGAGAAAUUGGAGGAACAGGUCUUUGUCGCCUAUGUUAGGCCAGUGACUAAGCCUACGGAAGAAAAGUCGAUGGACCCUGCGAUUGCCAAGCUGCUGGACGAGUUCAAGGAUCUAACUGAGCCGCCGAUAGUAGUACCGCGGCCCAUCCAGCACCGCAUCGAGAUAGAGCCUGGCAGUAAAACUCUUAAGGGCGCUGUGUAUAGGAUGUCCCCACGGGAGUUAGAGGAGCUUCGCAAGCAAUUAGACGAGUUCCUCGAGAAGGGUUGGAUUAGGCCCAGUUCGUCUCCUUUCGGAGCGCCUGUUCUCUUUGUUCCUAAGAAAGAGGGAGAGCUGAGAAUGUGCAUAGACUAUAGGGUCCUUAAGGUCGCCGAUCCGUCCUUGCCUUUUGUCGUCACUACGGAUGCUAGCCAGUACGGCAUAGGCGCGGUGUUGCAGCAAGACGAUGGCAAUGGUUAUAGACCCGUCGAGUUCAUGUCCGCCAGGAUGCCUUCAGAGAAGGUCGCGACAUCUACCUAUGAAAGGGAACUCUACGCUCGCAGGCAAGCGUUAGACCACUGGAAGCACUACUUGCUUGGGAGGCACUUCAAAGUCUAUUCCGAUCAUGAGACAUUAAGAUGGCUAAAGACACAGGCCAAGAUGACACCUAAGCUUACUAGGUGGGCCGCAGAGAUAGAUCAGUACGACUUUGAGCUCAAGCCAGUCAAAGGAAAGUAUAAUGUAGUUGCGGAUGCUCUGAGUAGGAGAGCUGAUUACUUUGGGGCAAUAGUGCACUACCUAGAUAUAGGGAAGGACCUGCAGCAGAAGAUUAGAGAAGCAUAUGCGCAGGACCCUAUCUGUAGUGACCUCCUUAAGAGGGUCAAGGAGGCCCCAGAGACUGAGCCGAACUAUCGCACUACUGAAGGGUUGCUCUUCGAGAAGACUAAUGUAUUUGACCGCCUGUGCAUUCCCAGUAGUGAAGAGAUUCGUAGUCUGAUUUUGGGGGAUGUCAUGACACAGAGGGUCAUUUCGGUUGGCAAAAGACUUUAGCCAAUCUGAUGCGCGCGUAUACCUGGCCGGGGAUGAAGAAUGACUACGUAGAGUAUGUUCGCAGUUGCAAAGUCUGCCAGUGUAACAAGAGUUCUACGCGCGCCCCACUAG